GCUAUAACACAAAAACAAUCUCAUCAAAACAGCUAUUAAACUCUCUCAACUCUUAAGGUUUUAAGUUUUUGUUUGCAUUCUCCGAUACGUUCCAUGGAUUACAGAUCAUCGAUGGAGUCAUCGGAAACCCUAAGGAACAAGUGUGCAGCUUGCUAUAGGCAAUUCAACAAAAUGGAACAUUUGGUGGAGCACAUGAAGAUCUCUUAUCACUCGGGCCAUGAGCCGACUUGUGGCGUUUGCAAGAAACACUGCCGAUCCUUUGAGUCCCUCCGGGAACAUCUCAUAGGGCCAUUGCCAAAGCAAGAAUGCAAGAACAUUUUCAGCCUUCGCGGAUGCAGAUUCUGCUUGACCAUCCUUGAAAGCCCAAACGCUCGCAGGAUUCAUCAAGAGCGAUGCCAAUUCUCGAGCGUCAAUGCUGGAUUGACUACUCGUAUGGCGGCCUUAGGCCUAAGAGAUAAGGCCAUGAUCGACUACACCUCGUCGCGGUCUCCAAAAGUGGUUGCACUCUCUUGCAAGAUGGUAGGAGGAGGAAGCGACGGUUCUUUGGAUCUAUGUGCGAGGGUUUGCAUAACGGAUGAAAGCGACAACGUUGUGUUCCACACGUAUGUGAAACCGUUGAUGCCCGUGACGAACUAUAGGUACGAGACGACGGGAAUACGUCCAGAGAAUCUACGGGACGCAAUGCCGUUGAAACAGGUACAAAGAAAGAUUCAAGAGUUUCUUUGUAAUGGAGAACCCAUGUGGAAGAUUCGUCCAAGAGGUGGGAAAGGGAAGAUUCUCGUGGGACAUGGCCUCGAUCACGAUCUUGACCGACUUCAACUUGAAUAUCCUUCUUCCAUGAUAAGGGAUACUGCGAAAUACCCUCCCUUGAUGAAAACAAGCAAGCUUAGCAAUUCUCUCAAGUACUUAACUCAAGCCUAUCUCGGGUAUGAUGUUCAUGUUGGGAUACAAGACCCAUACGAAGAUUGUGUAGCGACGAUGAGGCUCUACACGAGAAUGAGAUAUCAGAAACACAAGAUUGAAGCUUAUCCUUUAGCCGCCGAUGCGCAGAACCGUAGCAACCAGGUGGCUUGGAGGCAGAGCGAGGUCGAGAGGAUGUCUCCCAAUGAAAUGCUCGCCAUCUCUCGCUCCGACUACUACUGCUGGUGCUUGGACUCCUUCGCUUGAUUUCUCACACUAUGGAGUUAAUUUGAGUAAUCGAUUACAACUACUUCGAUUUUUAAUUUAGUAGCGUAACGUCAAAUAAGCAUUAGUUCUGAUUUCUAUUAAAAAAAAAACAUUUGUUCUGAUUUCUAAUAGCCUCUAAAUUUUAUAGUAUGUGUGACUGUGUCGUAUGAGAAGUAUACAUUGUUGUUAUACUUAAUAAAGCAUGGCUCUUAAUUAUUGUUAAUUGCUAGCUUUUGGUCUGGAAAUGUAUCUCUAUUUGUU
Molecule: messenger RNA, 1428 nt
Organism: Thlaspi arvense
Lineage: Eukaryota; Viridiplantae; Streptophyta; Magnoliopsida; Brassicales; Brassicaceae
Source: the annotation of a GenBank genome assembly